Suillus clintonianus is the source of this 1485-nucleotide messenger RNA. RefSeq lists its product as uncharacterized. NCBI's taxonomy places the organism in Eukaryota, Fungi, Basidiomycota, Agaricomycetes, Boletales, Suillaceae. The coding region runs from base 1 to 1485 and encodes 494 amino acids. The transcript has 5 exons. The record is from RefSeq and is a predicted model, not a curated record.
AUGCCGCCUAAAAAGAGCAACACGGCCAAGAAGUCUUGUGGAGGUUCUGCCCGGAAACUUUUGGCACCUGCCGGCUCUCCUCCGGCGCCCGCAGGAUCAAAAUCGUCCACGCCAUCCUUAGAGCCAGAGGACGCUAGGAUUCCGGAAGAACACAGUAUAUGGUGUUUGAUCUGUCUCGAUGGCGCGGAAGGUGACGUUGUACUCUUUGAAUGCAACGCCUGCCCCCGCGUCAUGUGCAGCAAAUGCAUUGAGGUGCCCAAGGCGCACGUCGAUGCCGUCCAACAUCCGGACGUUAAAUUUUUAUGUCUUUCUUGUCACUCAUUGCGGACGGUUAAGGAGCCCGCGCCAUAUUUUGGCUUCUACCGUAACGUUUUGCCAGAGGAAGGAGGAACGCCUCUACUCCCAGGCUUCCUACAGCUCAACGGCAAGUAUGAGCUGGCGUCCAACUCCAUCUUGGCAGCCACACCCCUCGCCAUCGUCCAUUUUUCCCUUGGCGGCAAGGACGCAAUCUCCACACCCGUUCCACUCCUCUCGCAUUACCUCGACAAGUACUACCCCAGCGGUGGGUUUCUGUACGUCGAGAUCUCGUUCGACAUCGUUUCGUAUACGAAGAUCGACAAGUACACCCGCGACCAGGUCGAAACGGUUGCUAAGCUCGUCCGUCACCUUGGCUCAACUGGUCGGGUCUUUGCGUUUCUCUCCAACCAUUCGGAAGAAGACAGCGGUUGGCUCUUUGCAGGGAAGGAGGGUCAAGGUGAUGGAGAGUAUGUUGCGAUGCAAGUUCAGCAUGUUCUCUCUACAGUGUUGAAGCCCUACGCCAGGAUCCUCAAGUCCGCACACUUCGUCUUCCUGGAGUCCGUUCUUCAAUUCAACUUCGCAUCUGCAAUUAUCUUUCCCGCAGCUCGCUUUCAACCCCUUGUCACCACUAAUUUCUUGGUCGCCAUGGCGGAACUUGUUGCGAUUGAGCAACUCAACAUCCGCACCGUAUUUCCGACCCUCCUUAGUAUGUCAGGCGGUCUCGGUCAACACACCAGCGUCAUCCUGAUGACUCCUGUCAACAUUGAUGGUUGCUGCAAGCUGGAACUCACUACAUUCGCGCGCGCUCACACUCAGACUUCGCCUUGGGGCAUUCCUAUUCCUGCGCAAUGCCCCCAAUGUGGCUCUACCAAGAGCUGGGCUGAGAGGGUUGCUGUGACAGUUUCUGAUGAGAAUCACGACGCGCACGCCUCACACCAAGUCUCUGUUUGCCAGUACAUCUACACAUGCAAGUACACCAACUGUGGUAGCACGCAAAAGUUGCCAUGCUACAAGUUUUCUGUCACCAAGCCUCCUGGGUCCAUCAUCAACAGUGCCAGGACCAAGAACUGCGCUUGGUUCAAGUCGCCUUCUACUCAUUUUGUAUCUCAGUCUUUACCUGACUCUACCCAAGGCAAGCGCAAGAAUGAGACAGCGCCUCCUGGGACUGCAAAGAAGGCGCGCAGGUGA